This is a messenger RNA of Contarinia nasturtii (swede midge), 531 nucleotides long. It is a transcript of the gene RpL38, whose product is annotated as 60S ribosomal protein L38. Gene Ontology annotation, cellular component: ribosome; cytosolic large ribosomal subunit. Gene Ontology annotation, molecular function: structural constituent of ribosome. Gene Ontology annotation, biological process: translation; protein-RNA complex assembly. The coding region runs from base 140 to 352 and encodes 70 amino acids. The record is from RefSeq and is a predicted model, not a curated record. Lineage: Eukaryota; Metazoa; Arthropoda; Insecta; Diptera; Cecidomyiidae. The transcript is spliced from 2 exons.
UGAAUGACAUUUCGCACAAUACGACGUAUAGACGGAAGUAGUUGACGCCAUAUUGCAUCUCAAUCUUUCUUUUCACUGAGCGUGCAGAAUCGAGAAGUUGUGCGUUUUCACUCUCUGUAAAAAAAACUCGAAAAACAAAAUGCCGAAAGAAAUCAAAGAAGUGAAAGAUUUUUUGAUCAAGGCGCGCCGAAAGGACGCUCGUGCCGUUAAAAUAAAGAAGAAUCCAUUGAACACCAAAUUCAAGAUUCGCUGCUCACGCUUCUUGUACACAUUGGUUGUUGCUGACAAAGAGAAGGCCGAAAAAUUGAAACAAUCAUUGCCACCAGGUCUUCAAGUUAAAGAAGUCAAAUAAACAAGCAAAUUAAAAACACCAAUUGCCCGUAUCGUCUGUUGCUCUUCAGUUAAAUUACCACCGUCCAACAAUCAACUGGAUUCACAUCAAUUUUGAAUUUAAUAUAAAAAAAAUUCAUCACAACAAUGUAUUUGCAGCGACCACGACGAUAAAUAAAAAAGCAUUUUUUUAACAAAUCA